AUGGAUUCAACGAAUCCACUGAAUCCAUAUAGUGACUCCCGUAGCUAUAGCUAUCUUUUCCACAGUCAAAACUUCCAGUAUGGAAGUUAUCCUUCGAGUCAAAAUUUUGGAGGAGGAUCCGAGAUACCUCCUUUUAGUUCACAACAACCCGACGCUCCAGCUUCACGUGAAGACCCACCAGUUGCCUCUAGGGAGAGAAGGCAAUGGACUCCAGCUGAUGACGAGGUCGUAAUAAGUGUGUGGCUCAACACAUCUAAGGAUGCUGUUGUUGGAAAUGAACAAAAAUCCGGGACGUUCUGGAAACGUGUUGCUGAGUAUUAUGCAUCAACCCCACAUACUAAAGAGAGUGUAGAGAGACAUAUCAGUUCUGGUCAGAGCGACACUGAUGUCCUCAAGGUGGCUCAUGAUAUUUACUUCGCUGAUCACAAGAGGAAAUUCAAUAUGGAGCAUGCGUGGUGUGUGUUAAGGUUUGAGCAGAACUGGCUCAGCCUUAACACUCCUAAACCUACCGGGAGUUCAAAGCGAAACGCUGGAGAGUUUUGUUCGCAAACAUCAAGCACUACUGUUGGUGAUCAAGAGAAGGAGGAUCUCAUGAUGAAGGAGAGAUUGUCAAAGCUUGUCAUUCUAGACACACUCCUAGCCAAGCCAGGACCACUAAGCGAGGCUGAGGAAGUUGUGAAGAACAAGCUGCUCGCUCAGUAUUUCUGA
Molecule: messenger RNA, 708 nt
Organism: Brassica napus (rape)
Lineage: Eukaryota; Viridiplantae; Streptophyta; Magnoliopsida; Brassicales; Brassicaceae
Product: glutathione S-transferase T3-like
Exons: 3
Coding region: 1-708 (235 amino acids)
Source: RefSeq, a predicted model, not a curated record